Messenger RNA from Ilex paraguariensis (yerba mate), 2262 nucleotides. The record is from the annotation of a GenBank genome assembly. NCBI's taxonomy places the organism in Eukaryota, Viridiplantae, Streptophyta, Magnoliopsida, Aquifoliales, Aquifoliaceae.
CUGUAUUUCCCUCCAUAUUUGCCUCCAAACCCCACCCUAAACCCUGUCUCACAUGCCAUGGCCACCAUCACCCAACCCAUCUCACCUUUCCCAUUCCACCCAACCCCCACUACUCUCCACCACCACUAUACCCAACUCUCCACCGUCCUCACCUACGCCACAUCCCUCUCCCACCUUAAACAGAUCCACGCCCAAAUCAUCCGGUCCCACCUGGACCGGUCCAACUCCCUUCUUCUGAAACUCGUCCUCUCCUCCUCCACAUCUAGCCUCGACUAUGCUGUCUCCGUUUUCAAAACAAUGUACAAACCCGAAGCCCAUCUCUGCAACAAGUUCUUGCGCGAACUGUCGCGUAGUGACGAACCUGAAAAGACCCUUUUGGUGUAUGAGAACAUGAGAAGAGAAGGCUUGGUUGUUGACAGGUUUAGUAUUCCGCCAUUAUUGAAGGCGGCGUCGAGAGUUUUGGGGUUGAGCGAAGGGAUGGAAAUUCAUGGGUUGGCUUCGAGACUGGGUUUCGAUUCGGACCCCUUUGUGCAGACUGCUUUGAUUGGUAUGUAUGCUGCUUGUGGGCAAAUUCAAGAGGCGCGCUUGAUGUUCGAUAAAAUGUCUUACCGGGACGUUGUUACGUGGGAUAUAAUGAUUGAUGGGUACUGUCAAAAUAACUGUUUUGCUGAAGUCUUGCUACUAUUUGAAGAGAUGAAGAGAUCCACUGUGGAAUUGGAUGGGAGGAUUUUUUCAACAAUCCUCUCUGCCUGUGGCCGUGCCGGAAACUUGGAUUUUGGGAGAGUCAUCCAUGAAUUUAUUGUAGAAAAUAAUAUUGGGUUGGACUCUCAUUUGGAGAGUGCUCUUGUCACCAUGUAUGCAGGUUGUGGCUCUAUGGAUGUGGCCCAGAGUUUGUACAAUAGGUUGUCACCCAAGAAUGUUGUUGUUUCAACUGCCAUGGUUUCUGGGUAUUCCAAACUUGGACAGGUUGAGGCUGCUCGUUUGAUUUUCAAUGAAAUGGAUAAAAAGGAUUUGGUCUGUUGGAGUGCGAUGAUCUCUGGUUACGCAGAGAGUGAUCAGCCUCAAGAAGCUCUUAAGUUGUUUAAUGAAAUGCAAGUUUCAGGGAUAAAGCCUGACCAGGUAAACAUGCUAAGUGUCAUAUCAGCUUGUGCUAAUCUUGGUGCAUUGGAUCAAGCAAAAUGGAUCCAUAUGUUUGUUGAUAAGACUGCGUUUGGAGAAGCUUUGCCUAUAAACAAUGCCCUUAUUGAUAUGUACGCCAAGUGUGGGAGCUUGCAGGGAGCAAGAGAAGUUUUCAGUCGGAUGCGUAGGAGAAAUGUGAUAUCUUGGACCAGUCUGAUCAGCGCGUUUGCCAUGCAUGGGGAUGCCGAUAGUGCCCUGCAGCUCUUCGAUCAGAUGAAAACUGAAGAUAUUGAGCCCAAUUGGGUCACAUUUGUUGGUGUCCUCUAUGCUUGUAGCCAUGCUGGAUUAGUCAAAGAGGGCCGGAAAAUUUUUGCAUCAAUGGUUAAUGAAUACAAUAUAUCACCUAAACAUGAGCAUUAUGGUUGCAUGGUGGACCUCUAUGGCCGGGCUAAUCUUCUUAGAGAAGCUCUUGAGGUCGUAGAGACUAUGCAUUUGGCGCCAAACAUUGUCAUCUGGGGAUCCCUUAUGGCUGCCUGUCGAAUCCAUGGUGAGUUGGAAUUAGGAGAGUUUGCUGCAAAACAACUUCUUGAGCUAGACCCUGAUCAUGAUGGGGCUCAUGUCCUGUUGUCGAACAUUUACGCCAGAGAAAGGAGAUGGGACAAUGUCGGGGAGGUGAGGACAUUGAUGAAAGACAGAGGCAUAUCCAAGGAACGGGGUUAUAGUCGAGUUGAAUUGAAAAAUGAGAUACAUGAGUUCUUGAUGGCAGAUAAAAAUCAUCAAGAAGCAGAGAAGAUCUAUUGGAAGUUGGACGAGGUGGUUAGCAAGUUGAAACUGGUUGGUUAUGCCCCAAAUACCUGGGGUGUUUUGAUUGACUUAAAUGAAGAAGAGAAGAGGGAAGUAGUUUUAUGGCACAGUGAGAAGUUAGCACUUUGUUAUGGGCUAAUUAAAGCAGAGAGAGGAUCUUGCAUCCGUAUAAUUAAGAACCUUAGGAUCUGUGAGGACUGCCACAAUUUCAUGAAGUUGGCAUCUAAGGUUUACGAGAGAGAAAUUGUUGUCAGAGAUAGGACUAGGUUUCACCAUUACAGAGAUGGUGUGUGUUCCUGUAAAGACUACUGGUGAUCCUAUUAUACAUUCUUAUUGCUU